CUCUUGCCGUCUUUCUGCCUGGAGCUGCUGCGCGCAGGGCGGUCGGCGGCGCUCCCGGCUCGUGGCGGAGACAAAGGCUGCCUCGGCGGCCCCGGAGGCGGGUGAGCCGGGCCGAGCCGGGCCGCUUCCUCCCCCGCCACCCCAUGGCUCCAGCCCGCCGAGCCGGCCCGCUCUCUUCCCUCCUCGCGCUAGCCGCGAUCGGGGCUCAGGCUGUGCCUGCCUUUUGCGUGAUCAUCUGCACCAGCCAUCAAGAAUGUUCCGAACAAGGCGCCAGCUGGACGAGCUUGUGGUACGUUUGGGUUAUCCUGCUCACUGUGUUCGUGCUCCUGAUGUGCGGGAUCGGAGCCAGCUGUGCCAAAUUCUGUUGCCGUACCAAGCAGCCACUGCGCCAGACCUUCCCGCCCCACGCGCAUGACCUCACCGUCAUCCCCAUGGAGCACGACAGCACUGCCCACAGCACAGUUACCUCCUAUAGCUCUCUCCAGUACCCACCCAACGUCUUGCUCUCAUUGCCUUACGGAGACCCGGACAGGAAUACGGCGUGUCCUCCGGCCUACAGCCUCUACGCCAUAGAAAUGCCCCCCUCCUACGACGAGGCCGUCCGAAUGUCCAAGUCCCAAGCCGAGACACCCUCGCUGGGCCAGAAACCGGACAGCGGUGCCCGUGAACCAGCAGCGUCGCCGAGGGAGCAGCACGAAGCUCCCACGUUGCCCGAAACAUCCGAAGACAGCCCCAUGGAAGUGCAGGAGAGCCCAGGGGGUGCAUCUACUUCCUCCCCCUAGUGGUCUCUUAGAUAGGGGAAGAGGAGAACAUGGACAUUGGAUCCUCUGCCUUCGCUUUGAGGGACCUCCACCAGCAUCACCACUUCUGAGAAGGUGCCAUUGGACAUUUUGAGAGGACGGAAACAAGAUGCUGUCCGUGUCUGAAUUAUCCAAGGUGAAACAUAAAAGCUUUUGGGGUCACAAGACCACCCCCUUAGAGGCUAGCCGCCUUGAGCGCAUUGGAUUAGCAGAAAACAGCUGGCUGAUGGGGGCCGAAGGGUCUCCAUCCCGCACCCUGCCGUUGGGGCAGAAAAAAAAAAAAAAACCGAGAGCAAAUACAGAUUAAUCUCUCUUUCUUGUGGGAAGACUGGAUUUUCUAGCAAAUUGCUGAAAUACGGGAUUCGUUGCUGUGUAACGGCCAAGCUUGGACCCAGAGCUGGGUUGUUUUGUUUUGUUUUUUAAAUUUUUCCUACGAUAGACUGGGGCAAUAUUGUCACGGUACCGAGGUGGAAACUCUUGCGGAAAAACCAAAGUCCUUUUGUUUUCUCUCGAAUCAAAACCGGAAUCUGGUUUCUCGCUUCCGGCGCCCCUGAUUCCUUCGUCUCCUCCGAGGACAUAUUUCUGCGUCCAGUUGGGAUGUCAACCCUGCGUUGGGAUAUUUGCCUUCCAGCUGCGGAUUUACAGAACGACGCUGUCUUUUUUGCCAAGAAACCUUUGAUUUCCUUAUUUUGCAUCUUAGCAGGAUUCUGCUGGGCCACGAAGCGUUUUGUAUUUUAGGUAUUCGUCUUAAAAAUGUUUAUGUUUAUAUGUGUUGUAUAUAGAAGAUCAAUAUAUUGGGAGAAGGCUUAUAUAAAAACUCCCCUGAUCAGUUUUUCCCCAUUGAUCUGAUUCCUGGCAGAAAAUUUUGGAACAAAUCUGAAUUGGUUUCUAAUACUCGUAACCUUUAAGGAA
This is a messenger RNA of Crotalus tigris (Tiger rattlesnake), 1712 nucleotides long. It is a transcript of the gene TMEM52, whose product is annotated as transmembrane protein 52. NCBI's taxonomy places the organism in Eukaryota, Metazoa, Chordata, Lepidosauria, Squamata, Viperidae. The transcript has 5 exons. The record is from RefSeq and is a predicted model, not a curated record. The coding region runs from base 144 to 782 and encodes 212 amino acids.